Hyposmocoma kahamanoa is the source of this 2425-nucleotide messenger RNA. Its product is annotated as motile sperm domain-containing protein 1-like. The transcript is spliced from 4 exons. The coding region runs from base 7 to 651 and encodes 214 amino acids. Lineage: Eukaryota; Metazoa; Arthropoda; Insecta; Lepidoptera; Cosmopterigidae. The record is from RefSeq and is a predicted model, not a curated record. Gene Ontology annotation, cellular component: cytoplasm.
GUGAAAAUGAAGAAUUUUCCUGUUUUCGUGUUUCCAGUGUCACUGGAGUUUUAUCUAAAUGCUAGACACACGCAUAAACAGUUAUUGACAGUGUACAAUCCUUAUGAUUUCUCUGUGAAUUUCAAAGUACUAUGUACCUCACCAAACAAAUUCACGGUAAUAGACCCAGAAGGUGUGAUAGCCCCACAGAGCUGCAUAGAUAUUGUGGUCCGUUACUCUCACCCUUCAGCCUCCCACUGCAACACUACAGACAAGUUCAGGAUAACCAUGUAUGACAGAAACACCCAGCAGGCUCUGGGUAAAAGAGAUAUUCCAACAAAACUGUUAGAAGGUGAACCAUCAAAUGUGAAUCCAGACAGCAUGGGUGACAGCUUCCAUCCAUUAACAACCAGAGUGACGCCAGUCAGAUCUGUGGAAGACCACACUAGGGCACCUUGUCAUCAUCCUUCACAUAACAUCAGAGACCAGCAGCCAGUAAACGUAGUAGCAGUAGCAGUGAGUAUAUGUUGCAUAGUAGCACUACUCCUACCAACACAACCGGAACAGUUGGCCAAGUCACAGUGGCCCGAAUGGCUUCACAUCGGCAGCAAUUUGAAACUUGUGUUCUCUUUCGUACUUGGACUUGUUAGCAUGCUUGUAUUAAGACCUUAAGAGUAUAUUAUUAAUGACAGUUUUAUAACGUAUUUCUACUGGUAAUAGUGUUGGAAUUUGAAUGCGAGAAUAAAUAAAAACAGUGGUGGUGGUAAAAUGAGCAAUGUACCAUAAACUUUAAUUUCUACAAGGUUACAGUUCUUUAAACUAGAAAAAGGCGCAGCAAGCGGCACUGACCGGCACAGCAGAGCGCGCAAUGAAAUGUAUACUUUAUUCUGUCUUUAAUAAGCUCUAUGUAGGUAUUGCACUUUGUAAAGCGGGCGUUGCGCAGUUCGGCAUCAACAUUUGUGAUCCCACCGAGCCUAAUAUUACUUAGAAAUUUAAAUCUUUGUGUACAACCCUAUUCCGUUAGGCGCCCGAUUCAUUUUACUGGUUAAUAUAAUAUUAUCAAGUUCUUUAAAUUUAGACUCAAACUAAUUGCACCAUAUGACUUUUUUCACCCACGCGGAUUCUGUUUCGCUUGUGUACCUACUGUAUUAUUGUGGUUUUAGCGCUGACUGCCCAUUUUGCUAAACCCAUCGUCGGGAUACCUUGCGUUAUUGCAGAAGUGUCUAUAAAAAUGUUGUCUAUAUACGUGCGGAGUUGACUUUCACCACAAUGACGCUUGUAAAGCGAGGUAAUGGCAUUCAGCCAGCACAGAAAAAGAAUAUGAGUAAAUAAGAACAGGCGGCGAAAAUUUAACACAGAUCUGACAUUGACAAGCGCGCUAUGGCGACGAGUGUUGGGCAAUUUUCAAAUGGGUUAAUGUGAAUUUAAUAACUAGGGCUUCAGUUGAAAACCAGAAUUUAGCAGAUUGUCUUUAAGUAGGGAGUACAGUAAAAAUUGUAUGCAAAUUUUAUUGUUCAAUAAUUCGUGUUACACUUUUAUUUUAACCUGUUUUCGGGAUUUGUAUGUCCGGUAUAAUAUAAUCCUAUAUCGUGUAACAAGCACAUUCUUUAAACAAUAUCCUUAAGCGUAUCGUAUAAUAUUUUUGUUAGACUUAUUUAAUAGUAAAUACAUCUAUCAAAAUCGUUCUUCGCGCUUCUCCGUUAGACACCUUUUCUGACUAUUUAAUUCAUUACAAUUGUUAGACUUAUUUAAUAGUAAAUACAUCUAUCAAAAUCGUUCUUCGCGCUUCUCCGAUAGACACCAUUUCUGACUAUUUAAUUCAUUACAAUUACCAGUAGAUUACGUAUUUUGUUUAACUACUGCCAUCUGCCAGCAAGCUAAUCGUGUAAGACAACCAAAGACAGCACGGCAUUGAUUCCGUCAUUCUGGCCUAAUGUUUACAUGACCAUUAUUUGCUGAAGCUAAUAAUUUAGUAAGAACUAUGUGUCUAUACUUUGCCAGAGCCACCAAAAUAUCUGUCACUUCACGCGGUUAGCCAGCAGCAGUUGACAUUGAAAGUUUUCCUGUGCCUCUACGCUGAGUUUACUGUAACGUUAUAUUUUGUAUACAAACUCAUAGUAUUGAUCUCGCGCGCUACCUACCCUUAUAAAGAGGAUCAUUUGAAAAUUUAUUGCAUAUUAAGCAUAUUAAGGUUUAGGUACCUCCUUGUCAUCGUACUCAUGGCGAAAGUAAUCAAAGUGAUACUGUGAUUGUUGAAUAUUUGCUUGUUAAAAUAAAUGAAAAUACAAUAAUUUAUUAUGUGCCACGUAAAAUUGACAAGUUACAUUACGUAUGUACCUUAAUUUAGAAAAUGUAUUGUAUAAUAUAGGUGAGGCACUUUCUCCUCGAUUAUAAAGAUUAUUUCCAACACACGCACCCCUCAUGGAAGAACGGCAUAAGUGGAGUU